Messenger RNA from Perognathus longimembris pacificus (Pacific pocket mouse), 1719 nucleotides. RefSeq names its product replication factor C subunit 5 (gene Rfc5). The transcript has 11 exons. NCBI's taxonomy places the organism in Eukaryota, Metazoa, Chordata, Mammalia, Rodentia, Heteromyidae. Bases 1 to 1362 code for a protein of 453 amino acids. Gene Ontology annotation, molecular function: DNA clamp loader activity; ATP binding; ATP hydrolysis activity. The record is from RefSeq and is a predicted model, not a curated record. Gene Ontology annotation, cellular component: DNA replication factor C complex; nucleus. Gene Ontology annotation, biological process: DNA-templated DNA replication; DNA repair.
AUGCUGACUGGCGGCGGUCAGGCCUGCAGGUUCGGCUUGGACUCUGGAAGCUUCUCAGCAUCCGAGAGAGCUACAGAGCAGGCCGUAGAGGCGGAGCUAGAGGAAGGAUGGCGGCUGGCCGCUUCCGGUAACUUAGCAACCGGCGCCUUGGCAACGGACAGGGGGCGGGACCAAGGGAGGAAGUCGGAAGCAGGUCACCAAGUCUCGCGAAGGUCGGAUCUACGCGCACGGAAGCUAAGUACUGGGGAGACGAAGUCUCGCGAGAUCCGGGUUUGCGCGCGGACUCCGAGUGCCGCGGGGGUCGGUUCGCGGCCGGUGCUAGUGGCGGUGUUCCCGGCCCUCCUUGGUCUUCGCGCUAUGGAGCAGCAGCCGCCCGCAGUGGCCAAGAUCAGGAACCUGCCCUGGGUUGAGAAAUACAGGCCACAGACACUGAAUGAUCUCAUUUCUCAUCAGGACAUUUUGAGUACCAUUCAGAAGUUUAUCAGUGAGGAUCGCUUGCCACACCUACUUCUUUACGGCCCUCCGGGGACAGGAAAAACAUCCACCAUCCUGGCCUGUGCUAAACAGCUGUACAAAGAUAAAGAAUUCAACUCCAUGGUCUUGGAGCUGAAUGCUUCAGAUGACCGAGGCAUAGACAUCGUGCGGGGCCCAAUCCUGAGCUUUGCCAGCACAAGGACGAUAUUUAAGAAAGGGUUUAAACUUGUGAUCCUGGACGAAGCUGACGCCAUGACUCAGGACGCCCAGAAUGCCUUGCGCCGAGUGAUUGAGAAGUUCACAGAAAAUACCAGAUUUUGUCUCAUCUGCAACUAUCUGUCCAAGAUCAUCCCUGCCCUGCAGUCCCGCUGCACCAGGUUCCGGUUCGGGCCCCUGACGCCGGAACUCAUGGUUCCCCGCCUGGAGCACGUGGUCCAAGAGGAGAAAGUUGACAUAAGUGAAGAUGGAAUGAAAGCACUUGUGACUCUGUCCACUGGAGAUAUGCGCAGGGCUCUGAACAUUCUGCAGAGCACCAACAUGGCCUUUGGGAAGGUGACAGAGGAGACUGUGUAUACCUGCACAGGACACCCGCUGAAGUCAGACAUUGCUAACAUUUUGGACUGGAUGUUGAACCUGGACUUCACCACUGCCUACAGAAAUAUAAUGGAGCUGAAAACACUGAAGGGCUUGGCAUUACACGACAUCCUGACAGAGAUUCACCUGUUUGUGCACAGAGUUGACUUUCCAUCUUCAGUUCGAAUACAUUUACUGACCAAAAUGGCAGACAUUGAGUACAGACUCUCUGUUGGCACCAACGAGAAGAUUCAGCUGAGUUCCCUCAUUGCUGCCUUUCAAGUCACCCGAGACCUGAUUGUCGCAGAGGCGUAGGUGCCCGGGGCCACUGUAACUGCAGGGCGAGGGUACGCCCAGGGAGAGAGACGGAGCUGUGAUGAUGCCCCACGGCUCGGACAACCAUCCGGCCUGCUUGGCAGUUACUGGGACAGUACCGUCUGGCCCUGUAGAGCAGGGAUUCCGCUGUCAUCCCACUGCCCAUCUCCCUUUUAUUGGGAGAAAACUUUUCUGGCCCUAAGGCCUUGACCCUUCAGUUUCUUGAGUAACAGGAAGUUGACCUGCCCCAUUCUGGGGAACAAAAUGUUUUUAAGUAUAGUAUGGUUGGUCUCCCAACCCAGAGUAAGAUCUCCAGAGUUAAGCUUAGGAGUCUUUUUUUUUUCUUUCUUUCUUCCU